Messenger RNA from Eublepharis macularius, 624 nucleotides. It is a transcript of the gene ACYP1, whose product is annotated as acylphosphatase 1. The record is from RefSeq and is a predicted model, not a curated record. Bases 138 to 602 code for a protein of 154 amino acids. Gene Ontology annotation, molecular function: acylphosphatase activity. The transcript has 2 exons. NCBI's taxonomy places the organism in Eukaryota, Metazoa, Chordata, Lepidosauria, Squamata, Eublepharidae.
GUUUCAAAUAUGGGGGCCGGGUCUGGAGGACUGCCCCAGGAUGCCCCACCUCCUCUCAUUUCCCCGGGCACCUUUGCCCUUCAACCUUACCGCCUUCUUUAUGCCUGGCCAUAUACGGAGAGGCAGCCCGGUGUCUCAUGGCGCCUAUGAGUUCCUCAGCCGGAGUUGUUAUGCUGCAAUCGGUGGAGGGUGGUCGUGGGUUCCUCUUGUUCCUGCAUUGGAAAGCGGGGAAAUGGAGUUGGUUUCUGCGUCCUUUAGUCUGUCUAACCGUGUUUCUGUUUUUGAUCCAGGCGGUACCGGCUAUGGCUGAGGGAGACGGCCUUAUUUCAGUGGAUUAUGAAGUGUUUGGGAAAGUCCAAGGGGUGUUUUUCCGCAAACACACACAGGCUCAAGGAAAAAAGUUAGGUGUGGUUGGCUGGGUUCAGAAUACAGACUAUGGCACUGUUCAAGGACAGAUCCAAGGCCCUGUUUUCAAAGUGCGGCAGCUUCAAGAAUGGCUUCAAAAGAAGGGAAGUCCCAAGUCCCACAUUGAAAAAGUGGAUUUCCGCAAUGAGAAGAAGAUAAACCAAUUAGAACAUAAUGACUUUUGCAUUGUGAAAUAAUAAAAUAAGAGCAUUAUAUUUA